This is a messenger RNA of Oldenlandia corymbosa var. corymbosa, 345 nucleotides long. The record is from the annotation of a GenBank genome assembly. Lineage: Eukaryota; Viridiplantae; Streptophyta; Magnoliopsida; Gentianales; Rubiaceae.
AUGAUUGAAGUUGUUACCUUAGUAGAAGAUUCGGUGGUGGAGGAAUCGCGGCGGCAGGGAGGAUUCGGUCGUGGAGGAUUCAAUGGUGGAGGCUCCGGUGGUGGAGGCCAUAGGGGUGGCCGGCACGGUGGUGGAGGAAGGCACAGGGGAGGCGGCGGAGAUGGGGGAAUGCCCGCGGAGAUGGGGGAACGGCGAUGGAUGUCCGACGGGGGCGGAGGGAGUGGUGGAGGAGGAGAAUUAGGGCUUUGGGAUUGGGGGAGGAAGGAAAUGAAUUGGGGAAAGAAGGUCAACGCUUUUUAUACCCCACGACACUCAGAUUUGACAAAUCCGAGACUUCUCCUUUAG